Molecule: messenger RNA, 1977 nt
Organism: Entrophospora candida
Lineage: Eukaryota; Fungi; Glomeromycota; Glomeromycetes; Entrophosporales; Entrophosporaceae
Source: the annotation of a GenBank genome assembly
AUGAAAAGAAAAUUCGAAAUCAACUCAAUAAUUAAUGGUAAUAAUAAUAUGAAAAUUGAAGAACAAAUGGAACCAACAACAGUUGACGACAAAAGUGUAACGGACAAUACUGUUGUCGGUGAUGAAGGUUCGAGUCCUGAAAAUGAAGAACAAGGAUUUGCUGUUAAUGAAGAAUUCAAUGGUGGACAAGACCCAAACGAAGAACAAAAAGAAGAUCAUGUAAAGACAUUUUUAAAACAAUGGCAUGUUGAGGCUCCGGAUCUGUGUUGUGUGUGUCUAGAGGGUGCAACUGAUGUGAAAAAUAAAUUAGUCUAUUGCUGUGGAUGGAAAUGCGAGGUUAUUUGUCACCAAGAAUGUUAUGGCAUAAUAAAGUUACCUGUUGGAGAUCAUUGGUAUUGUGACAAAUGUCUUGCAAAACCAGCUGAAGUGGUGGAAGAGAAUGGGCUCAAAACAAAUCCGUGGGUUCACUUAGUUUGUGCUUUAUGGACACCGGGAAUGUCAAUAUCCAAUCCACAAGGAUUGGAUGAAUGUUCAAUCAGCAAUACUGAAAAAAUAAAUUGGAAAAAAGAAUGCUGUAUAUGUCCUAAAGAACUUGCCAGUCAAGGUGUGCCUCUUCAUUGUGAUGCAUAUCAGUGUAGAAAUUGGAUUCAUGUAACAUGUGCUCAAGCAUAUAAUCUUUUGAAAUAUGUAAAAGACUCUGAAAUUGAUGAUCCUUUUUUUGUUCUUUGUAAUGAUCAUAGUUUACAACCUGGGUCACUUUGUUUGAAUGAAUGGGAAAGAUGGAUUUUGAAACGUGAUGAAUUUUUAGAUAGAGUUAGGUCCAGGGAACUACAAAAAGAAACUUGUCAACUUGCAGGUGGAAAUGAUGAUUGGUUAAUUGAUUAUGGGAAAAUACUACAAGAAAUGUUUGAAGAUGUUUAUGUUGAGCAUCAAAAAUGUAGAGAGAAACAAAUCAUUCAACUUAGAAUGUCUAUUGCACAGCUUAAUUCAAGCUAUAAACAAAAUAAGGACAAUAUGGAUAAAGCAAAAGAAGAAAUUGAAUUACUGUAUCAAAACGUAUUAAUUGCAAAAACAGAAACUGUGGAAAUAGUAAGAUAUUUAAAAUUGUUAAAAUUUAGAGUAAAAACAUUUGUUGAAAAGAUGAUCAAAAAAGACAUUGAAAGCAUUAAUAUCAUUGGUGAUAAUUCUCAUAAUAAUAAUAGCAGAACCAAUACCAUUCAUGAUAAUAUUUUUGAAAUGAACCAAUAUGCUUUCAUUGAAUAUCCAACUUACAAAGAAGCAAAACAUAAAAUAAGCAAUGGACUAUUGAUAAAGACAAUAAUUAAGAUUCAAAAAUUAUUAGUUAAAUUACCAAAAUCUAUAUCAGAUUGGAAUAAUGAUGGUGUGAAAAAAGCAAAAUCAAUUAAUGUUAAAGGGUUACAUAAUUUUGAAGAAAUUAUAUUGUUACAACUAAAUAAAGCACAAAAAAUUUUUGAUCAAAGAAAAAAAGAAGUUUCAAGAAAGUCUGCUUCAACAUUUCCAAUUGAUGAUAAUUGUGAAUCUGGUCUAACUUAUGGUAGUAAUAAUGAGACUUCUAAUAAGGAUUUUGGUACUGCUAUUAAUAUAGACAAUGAUAACAUAAAAAAUAUCCAACAACAAGCUCAAUCAUCAUCUUCUACUGUAACAAAUUCAAACCCAUUACAAUUAAUAGAAAAUCUUACUAAUCAAUUAAAAAAAGAAUAUUAUACUGGUAAAGUGCCAUGUCCUGCAGCUAGAAUGGGAAUCGUAUCUUCUGCUACUUCUUCAAGAUUUGGAAAAACAUUGUUAUCAUCCACUUUAAUGUUAAGAAAAAAGAAUGAUAGGGAGAAUAAGGAUAAGAAUUCAAAUGAGGAUGACAAUGAGGAGGAUGAAGAUGAUAAUAUUAAAGUUUAUGAAAAUGAAUGCAAUGAUGAAGAUGACAAAGAUUAUAAAUCUUUUGAUAGUGAUAAUAGUUUAUGA